Molecule: messenger RNA, 1764 nt
Organism: Closterium sp. Naga37s-1
Lineage: Eukaryota; Viridiplantae; Streptophyta; Zygnematophyceae; Desmidiales; Closteriaceae
Source: the annotation of a GenBank genome assembly
AUGACCCCUGUCCCACCCACAGUAGUCCCUGCACAGAUCUGCACACGGCGGCCAGCCCCCUCUCCCCCACCCAGCAGCAGCCGCGGGAAGGGAGAGGCAGGGCAGAGGGUGGGGUUGCAGGGGCUCACGGCGGCCACCCCCACCACGCCACCUCCCCCCUCACUACCGCAGUCGCGGAAGGGAAGGCGACAAAGAGGGGACAGGGAGGCAACGGGGAGGGCACGAGGACACGACGGGGGAGGGACGGGGAGGGUACGGAGGGCGACGGGGAUGGGAUGGGGAGAUGACGGGAAAGGGACGGGGAGGGGACGAGGAGGCGACGGGAAGGUGUGGAGCAGCAGUGGGGGGGGAGGGGAUCUGCAGCACCAGCCCCCCCCCCCCCCCCCCCCCCCCCCUCCCCUUCUCCUCUCUCCCUCUGCUGCGGGUGCAGCAGUAGGGGGAGGGGAUCUGCAGCACCAGCCCCCCCGCCCCCCCUCCCUUCUCCUCCAUUCCCCUGCUGCGAGUGCAGUAGUGGGGGGGAGGGGAUCUGCAGCACCAGCCCCCCCCCCCCCCCGCCCAGCGCGCUGCCUGCACGCUGCGCAAGCGGCUUGCAUUGCCCGCACGCUGCCCUGCGCCGCCGGCAAGCGCCCUGCCUGCGCUGCUGGCCAGCGCCCUGCCUGCGCUGCUGGCAAGCGCCCUGGAGGGGACGGGGAGGCGACAGGGAAGGGACAGGGAGGGUACGGGGGAGAGUAUGGGGGGCGACAGGGAUGGGACGGGGAGGCGACGGGAAAGGGACGGGGAGGGGACGAGGAGGCGACGGGAAGGUGGUGGGGAGGGGACGGGGAGGCGACGGAGAAGGGACGGGGAGGGUACGGGGGAGGGUACGGGGGAGGGUACGGGGGGCGACAGGGAUGGGAUGGGGAGGCGACGAGAAAGGGACGGGGAGGGUACGAAGGCCACCCCCUUGUAUCUCACCCCCUCCCCCCUUUCCUUCCUCCAGCCCCUGUCCCACCCACAGUAGUCCCUGCACAAAUCUGCACACGGCAGCCAGCCCCCUCUCCAUCACCCCCCGUCCCCGCCUUCUCCCCCACACAGCAGCAGCCGCGUGAAGGGAGAGGCAGGGCAGAGGGUGGGGCUGUAGGGGCUCACGGCGGCCACCCCCACCACGCCACCUCCCCCCUCACUGCCGCAUUCGCGGAAGGGAAGGCGACGAGGAGGGGACGGGGAGGCGACAGGGAGGGGACGAGGACGCGACGGGGGAGGGAUGGGGAGGGUAUGGAGGGCGACGGGGAUGGGACGGGGAGACAACGGGAAAGGGAAGGGGAGGGGACGAGGAGGCGACGGGAAGGUGGUGGGGAGGGGACUGGGAGGCGAUGGGGGAUGGACGGGGAGGGUACGGGGGAGGGUACGAGGAGGCAACAGGGAAGGGACGGGGAGGGUACGGGGGAGGGUACGGGGGGCGACAGGGAUGGGACGGGGAGGCGAUGGGAAAGGGACGGAGAGGGGACGAGGAGGCGACGGGGAAGGGACGGGGAGGGUACGGGGGAUGGUACGGGGGGCGACAGGGAUGGGACGGGGAGGCAACGGGAAAGGGACGGGGAGGGGACGGGGAGGCGACAGGGGAGAAGAUGGGGACACGGCGGGCUGGCGCUGACGGCAAUUGUUGGCGGGUCCGACGGCGGGUCCGUGGGCUCGCUUGAAGGCGGGUUUGCAGGUCCGCUGGCUCGCUUGCUAACGGGUCCGCGGACUUGCUUGCUGAUGGGUCCGCGGAUCCGCUGGCUCUAA